Molecule: messenger RNA, 2180 nt
Organism: Meleagris gallopavo (turkey)
Lineage: Eukaryota; Metazoa; Chordata; Aves; Galliformes; Phasianidae
Source: RefSeq, a predicted model, not a curated record
AUGACCUACACGUCCAGAGCUGGAAAACUUAGAAUGCAAAUAUUGCUCUGUUUAGCAGAGACUCAUUGCCAUGAGCCAGGAGUUCCAGGUGCGGCCAGGCAUGGCACAGCGACCUGCAAAUGCGUGGGGAGGUGUUCACAGCUGAUCUUGAAAUAUGUAUGUCUCUUGCAGCCUUUAAAAAUGCACUGCAAGAGCUGUGCAUUGGUAACCAGUUCUGGACACCUUCUGGGAAGUAAGCAAGGUGACAGAAUCGACGAGACGGAGUGCGUAAUACGAAUGAAUGAUGCACCUACUCGAGGUUAUGGACAGGAUGUUGGGAACAAAACAAGCCUUCGAGUCAUUGCACACUCCAGUAUUCAGAGGAUUUUGCGAAAUCGCAACGAACUCUUAAACAUGAGCCACGGUGCUGUGUUCAUCUUCUGGGGUCCUAGCAGCUACAUGAGGAGAGAUGGGAAAGGCUUGGUGUACAACAACCUGCAGCUGAUGAAUCAGAUACUGCCUCAAUUAAAAGCAUACAUGAUUUCUCGCCACAAGAUGCUUCAAUUUGAUGACCUUUUUAAACGGGAAACUGGGAAAGACAGGAAGAUAUCCAACACUUGGCUUAGCACGGGCUGGUUCACAAUGACUAUCGCACUAGAGCUGUGUGACAGGAUAAAUGUUUAUGGCAUGGUGCCACCGGAUUUCUGCAGGGAUCCUAAUCAUCUUUCAGUACCUUAUCAUUAUUAUGAACCUUUGGGACCCGAUGAAUGCACAAUGUACAUUUCUCACGAGCGGGGACGAAAGGGCAGCCAUCAUCGUUUCAUCACAGAGAAACGAGUGUUUGAAAACUGGGCGAGGACAUUUAAUAUUCACUUCUUCCAACCAGACUGGAAACCAGAACCACUUACUGUAAAUCACGCCGAGAUUAAAGCAGCGGUCUGAGGGAUGAACGCAUAAGACUGCAACCACAAUCACCGACUGUAUCAGCCAUCAGGGUGUUGGACCUUCUGGGACAGCAAGGCAACUGACAGCAAAAGGGUAACAGGAUUUGCAGCUGAUAACUGCAGCAAGACAGGAAGUUCCGAUGAAGGAGUGUAUCGAGAGUACUUUCUUUUGAACUGUGUGUUAAUCCAGUAUAUCGCCUUAUUGGCCAUCUGACUUCCUGUACGUGUGUGUGAUUUGUGAAAAGCAACUUGGUAUCAUUAACAGGAUGGGUAAUUCAUCAUGGUUUUUUAAAGUACAACACCACUGAAUUUUCAUAGUGAAAACUAACAGUAUUUAUUUAAUGGAGGUUUUUAUGCAACCUAGGCCAGUAUUUUUCUAGUUCACAGUUCUGUGGUUGUUGAUCUUUCAUAAUCUUUCAAAUCCAAAAUUAAUAUCGCUGAUGGUUUGAAAGGCCUAGCUUUUUAUUUAUAAAAUUUGUUUGAAAAAUAUGGUUCUAUAUAGCAUGUAAUUAAUAUUUGAUCUGGAAAUGUUUCAUUUCUCUUAAAAUUUUUGGGCUCCAAUCCAGCCUAAAGCCUUUAACAGCAAGAAUGGUCCCAUGUGCAGAUCUAGCUAACUUUACAUUCUGGCAUCUCAUGUUAAUAUGAAAAUGGUAGUGGAAAUUCUGUUUGAUAUUAAUGUGAAUUUGCUGCUGUGCUAUCAAACUGCUCUAUUUUAAUACAGAGGUGGGGGGAAGGAAGGUGGAGUUCAUCCCAAAGAAAUCAGUUUACAGCACCAUAUCCUCACUGCAGAAGAGUCCAACUACAGCUGAGGGGUUGUGUUUUGUUUUGCCUGUUGUGGUCCUGCAGGAAGCUGAAGGAACAGCCUUCCUGAGGCAACAAUCUGCAGAACAAGCAACAACAGUUUGUAACAAUGGCUUUCAACAACACAACCAAAUUUCUAAAACCAGGAAGCUGUGUUAAAGUGUACUACAGUACCAGCCAAAAAGAUGGUAAUGUCACACCUGUAUAAUCCAUGCCUUCCACUGUUCCAAGACCACCACUGACCUCAGAGAUCCUGGACUGCACCGAAGCUGGGAUGCAGAAAGAUUUCCAUGAAAUUAUCUCCCUGACAGCAGCGAAGCUACACCUGGCAGUAUCUGUGUGAUGUACGCAAGCCUGGCAAACACAAGGAGUGGACAAUGCUAGUUCUGCAUGUGGAAGCUCACACUGUGUCUUACUGGGUUACACUUGGCUUGUGAAUAAAGAAAAUUUCAUUUA